Messenger RNA from Pezoporus occidentalis (night parrot), 1337 nucleotides. Its product is annotated as transmembrane ascorbate-dependent reductase CYB561. The transcript is spliced from 7 exons. The coding region runs from base 197 to 958 and encodes 253 amino acids. Lineage: Eukaryota; Metazoa; Chordata; Aves; Psittaciformes; Psittacidae. Gene Ontology annotation, molecular function: oxidoreductase activity. Gene Ontology annotation, cellular component: lysosomal membrane. The record is from RefSeq and is a predicted model, not a curated record.
AGCGCCUCCUGGCACCCACAGCUCCCCCCAGUCCUGGCAGCACCGUGGGUCUGGCUGCUGGGUGCUCCUCCCCAGGGGCAGCCGCAGUGGGGCUGUGCCAGAGGUGGGACAUUGGCCCUGGUUGAAGCAGAAGCAGGAGAAGUGGCAGCGCUGAUCCCCAGGGAUAACCCAGAACGAAGCAGGACGUGGGUGCAGCAUGGACGGGGCCGCGGCGCCCGCCCGCCCCGCGGGGCUCUGCGCCUUCGUGGCGGUGUCGCAGGCGCUGGGGCUGGCGCUGCUGCUCACCACGGGGGCCUGGCUCGGGCGGUACCGCGGCGGCCUGGGCUGGCAGAGCGCCCUGCAGCUGAACGUGCACCCGCUCUGCAUGGUGCUGGCCAUGGUCUUCCUCCAGGGUGACGCUCUCCUCGUGUACCGCGUGUUCAGGAACGAACCCAAGCGAUCCACCAAGGCGCUGCACGCACUGCUCCAUGGCUUGGCGCUGCUCAUCGCCCUCGUCGGCAUCAUCGCAGUGUUCGAGUCCCACCGGGCCAAGGGCAUCCCCAACAUGUACAGCCUGCACAGCUGGUGCGGGAUGGCCACCUUCGUGCUCUACCUCCUGCAGUGGCUCCUGGGCUGUGGUUUCUUCCUGCUCCCCGGUGCCUCCUUCUCGCUGCGGGGCCGCUACAAGCCUCAGCACAUCUUCAUCGGCACCGCCCUCUUUGCCCUCUCCAUCGCCUCCUGCUUGCUGGGCAUCACCGAGAUGCUCCUCUUCAACAUCAGGGACUCCUACAGCCGCUUUGUGCCCGAGGGCGUCCUGGCCAACACCCUGGGGGUGCUGCUGGUGGCCUUCGGGCUCGUGGUGGGCUACGUCUUGACACGGGAUGAGUGGAAGCGCCCGCCCCUGGCCGAGGAAUUGGCCCUCUCCAUGGACUUCAAGACCCUGACGGAGGGGGAGAGCCCCGGUGGUGGCAGCCAGUGAUGCCCCUGGCUCCUACGGGAUGUUUCCCAUGUGCCCUGGGGGGCUCUGCCCGGCUCAGGGUACGAGGACCACUGGGGAAGGAUGCGCUCGCUGGUGUUAAUGCUGGAUUCAGCCUCGCUUGGCCUUCAUCUUCCUCAGCUCUGCCCUACACAGCCCCUGGUGCCCCUGAGCCCCCAGCCCCAUAGGGCACAGGCAGGGGCUGGCUCUGCCCAGGGGACCAGGAGUGGGAGCGCUGGGUUUGGCCACACGUGGGGGCUUGGAAUGAUGCCGGGGUCUGUGCAGGUUCAGCAUCUUUGUGUCCGAAGCCUUCUCCUCUCGUGCGAUGUGUUGUCUGCUCCGUGGGCGCUCUCAGCCUAAUAAAUGUCUGCAGCCAACCCUG